AUGUCCGGGGAAGGACCUUUAACAAGAUUAAAUCUACCUGCACAAUAUCAGACUUCAUGUGCCACAAUGGCCAAUGUGUGCCUGAUAGGUGGCAGUGUGAUGGGAAUACUGACUGUGCAUGGAUCUGAUGAAAGUCCAGAAAUCUGCCAUAUGAAGAAGUGUCCCAUAAAUGAGAUCAGCUGUGGUCCUGGAUCAUUGCAGUGUAUCCCAGUUGCUUGGAAAUGUAAUGGGGAGAUAGACUGUGAAACAGGUAGUGACGAGAGAGACUGUGGUCGCUUUACUUGCAGUCCAGUAGAGUUCACGUGCUCCAGUGGUCGAUGUGUUUCCAAGACCUUCGUCUGCAAUGGGGAGGACGACUGUGGUGAUGAAAGUGAUGAACAAGGCUGUGCUGAUUCUCAGUGUGGCCCGCAUGAAUUUCAGUGCAGCACUUCUGAGUGUAUCCCUGUGAACUGGGUGUGUGACAACAAUGUUGACUGUACUGAUCAGUCUGACGAAUCUCCAGGGCACUGUGGAUACACACUCCCCCCUCCUGUGUUAUGUUCUUCAAAUCAAAUGCAGUGUGAUUCUGGUGAAUGUAUCCACCGCCAAUGGUACUGUGAUGGUGACACCGAUUGCAAGGAUGGAACUGACGAAAUUGACUGCCCUCCUCGAACAUGUAGACCUGAUCAAUUCAGGUGUAAUGAUGGCAGCUGUAUUGUUGGAAGUGACCAAUGCAAUGGAAUUGGGGAUUGUACGGAUGGGAGUGAUGAAGUCGACUGUGUGAAAGCUCAAGUGUGCAGACCUGAUCAAUUCAGGUGUGGUGAUGGUAUUUGCAUUGUUGGAAACAUGCAAUGCAAUGGAAUUGGGGAUUGUACAGAUGGGAGUGACGAAGUCAACUGUGGACAGAUUGUUGCAAAGUGCACAGGACCUGCUAACUUCAAGUGUCUGAGUGGAGAAUGUAUAAAUAUGACACAAGUAUGCAACCAACACCAGGACUGCAAGGAUUGGAGUGAUGAGCUACUCAAGAAAUGUUACGUCAACGAGUGCUUGGACAACAAUGGUGGCUGCUCUGACAUCUGCAGGGACCUGGUCAUUGGUUAUGAAUGUGAAUGCCCUUCUGGCUUUGAAUUGGUUGAAACCAAAAUGUGUGAAGAUAUUGAUGAAUGCCAAACCCCUGAAAUUUGCAGUCAAAUCUGCACCAACCGAAAAGGAAGCUAUAUAUGUGAAUGUCAUGCAGGAUAUCACAUGGAUCAAGUUGAUGGGGUUUGUAAGACAGUAGGAAAAGAGCCCUUUUUGAUCUUCACGAAUCGCCAUGAUAUCAGGAAACUGGGACUCCACCACAAAGAGUACACCCAGGUAGCUGUGCAGCUGAGAAAUGUAGUGGCAUUAGAUGCUGACAUUGCUGACCAGAGGAUCUUCUGGGCUGACUUGGGAGAGCAGGCAAUUUUCAGUGUGUCCAUGGAUAAACGGGAAGGUGAAGUCAGCAUUUCCAGACUUGUCGACGUUGAAAUGCCUGUCGGAAUUGCCGUGGACUGGGUCUACAAACACAUCUACUGGACUGAUCGUGGCACCAAAACCAUAUCUCUGGCUACUUUCGAUGGAACCAAAAAGAUGAUGCUCAUUGGCACCGAUCUAAGAGAACCAGCUUCAGUAGCAGUUGAUCCAAUAACCGGGUUUAUUUAUUGGUCAGACUGGGGUGAGCCAGCAGCAAUUGAAAAAGCAGGCUUGAAUGGUGGUGAUCGCCAGCUCUUAGUUAACAAAAAAAUUCAAUGGCCAAAUGGCAUCGCACUAGAUUAUGUGAAAAGCCGCCUGUAUUGGGUUGACUCAAAACUGCACACCUUGUCUAGUGUGGGCCUAGAUGGUCAAGAUAGAAGAACAGUGCUCCAUUCUCCACAAUUCCUUGCUCAUCCUUCUGCUGUCUCGUUGUUUGAGGAUCGUGCCUUCUGGAUUGAUGAGGAGAGUAAAGCUAUCUAUGCAAGCAACAAGUUUACAGGAGACGAUGUGUUGAUUUUAGCCUCCAACCUGAACGAACCUCAGGACAUCAUUGUUUUUCAUGAGCAGGUUCAACUAUCUGGCAAAAACGGGUGCACCAAUUUUAAGAAUGGAAGCUGUGAAUACUUCUGUCUCCCCGCUCCUUUGUCUAAUGGUCUUUCAGCAAAAUAUGUCUGUGUGUGUCCGUCUGGAAUGGAGUUGUACAAUGGACUACAAUGUAGAACUGCAUCUAUACACUAUACUGCUGCAUCGAUAAACACUACUGGACAAACUACAGCAAUUUCAAUUUCUGAAGGGACUUCAACUGAACUCGCUUCCAAUUUCCAAAGAACACUUCCGACCGUUUUGCCCAAUUCCAGAGGUAAUAUAAUAAUCACUGAUCAGCAGCAGUAA
Messenger RNA from Callorhinchus milii (elephant shark), 2364 nucleotides. RefSeq names its product very low-density lipoprotein receptor-like. The record is from RefSeq and is a predicted model, not a curated record. NCBI's taxonomy places the organism in Eukaryota, Metazoa, Chordata, Chondrichthyes, Chimaeriformes, Callorhinchidae. Gene Ontology annotation, molecular function: protein binding; calcium ion binding.